Molecule: messenger RNA, 1206 nt
Organism: Panicum hallii
Lineage: Eukaryota; Viridiplantae; Streptophyta; Magnoliopsida; Poales; Poaceae
Exons: 2
Coding region: 111-932 (273 amino acids)
Source: RefSeq, a predicted model, not a curated record
UUUCCCUCCUCGCCCAAACGCUGAAGGCUCCAAGCAACCGCAAAAUAACCACCGUUUCCUUCCAGCCCCGCGAAUCUUCGAGCCCCCUUCCCCACCCGACACGCCACACCAUGACACCACUCUCCCCUUUCCACCCGUCCUUCCCCUUCUCCUCGGUGCCUCCGAAUCCCAGCGCACGCCUCCGCUGCCAAACCCUAGCCGGCCACCUCCGCGAGAUGGACGAGGACUGGGAGCUCCUGCUCGCGUCCCCCAAGGCGGCGGCCGAACCGUACGCCGGUGGCGGCGGGGAGGAUGACGCCGGCGCCAUCAAGCACGACUACUUCGACCUCGGCUCCGACGCCAAGUACCCCAGGAGGGCGUCGCUGUCGAAGGAGGACGAGGAGGAGGAGGUGGAGGGGCUUCUUGCGGCGUCGGACAACGCGAGCUGGGUGGAGCCGGACCCGGAUGAUCUCCUUUUCCCCGGCCGUGACCGAGCGGCUCUGUGGUCGGACUCGUCCUCGGACGGGGAGAGGCCGGAGGUCGAGGUGACCGAACCUGUGGAGCGGACCAGGGCGGAGGCCGGGGCGGCGGCGGAGGAGGAGGGGGCCGAGGGCGCGGUGGCGAAGGGAGGAGGACCUGUCCGGUGGUGGAAGCUGCCGCUGGACGCGCUGCGCGUGUGGGCCCUGCGCGCGGCGAGGAGCGCCUGGUCGGUGCCGUUCGCCGUCGCGCUGCUCGGCUUCGCCGUGCUCGGGCGCCGGCUGUACCGGAUGCGCCGCCAGAGCAAGGCCGUCGGGCGCGUCCGCCUCGUCCUCGACGAAAAGAAGGCAUCCCAAUUCAAGGGCCAAGCAUCACGUCUGAAUGAAUCCACAGCUAUGCUGCGGCGAGCUCCAAUCAUAAAGCCUAUGCUUCCUGCAAAUGGAGUUACUCCAUGGCCUGUCCUGGGACACCUGUGAGAUUUGUGAUCAGUGACAUAGAGCUAAUAAUACCAUAAUCCCCAGCCAACCAGCGUCACUCGCCUUGCUACUGGCGAGUGGCUAGCAUACUAUGCAAACCCAUAUGUACCGGCUGCUUGUAAUUUGGAAUUGCACAGUUGUGGAAUGUGGAAGACCUUGCAAGUUUCCGUCCAUGCGAAAUGAUAUUUAGGCCUGCUCUAGUUCAUGUUUCUUUUGUACCCUUGUUUACAUUUUUAUUUUCUGUAGCAUUAUAUCACCGAUCCUUUGUGCUUAA